Messenger RNA from Polypterus senegalus (gray bichir), 2087 nucleotides. It is a transcript of the gene ugl, whose product is annotated as malate synthase-like. The record is from RefSeq and is a predicted model, not a curated record. Gene Ontology annotation, biological process: glyoxylate cycle. Gene Ontology annotation, molecular function: malate synthase activity. The transcript is spliced from 15 exons. Lineage: Eukaryota; Metazoa; Chordata; Cladistia; Polypteriformes; Polypteridae. Gene Ontology annotation, cellular component: cytoplasm. Bases 78 to 1700 code for a protein of 540 amino acids.
CUUUCUGUAAACACUGUCUUUUUGUCUCACCAUUUUUUAGCAGAAUUGUAGAGUAGCCUGAAACAGCAGCGCUGUAAAUGACGAUGAUUCCAGGAGUAGAACUUGAAGAUCCACCUAGAGAUCUAAAAUUUGAACACCAAACACUGUUUACCACUGAUUGCAUACAAUUUCUUGCAGAGCUUAUCACAACAUUUGACUGUAAGGUGGAGAAGGUUUUACUGCAAAGGGCAGCCACAAAAAUCCAUUUGGACGUGUCUGGAGACCUCCCUGAAUUUUCAAGUCUCACCUCACACAUCAGAGAUGACAAGGAGUGGAAGAUUCUUCCUGUACCAGAGAGACUGCAGAACAGACACGUGGAUGUGGGAGAUCUUGCACCAUGUGACACUGAGCGUUUUCUUAAAGCUUUGAAGUCAGAUGCUCAGGGAAUACAGGUUGACUUUGAUGAUGGAAAUUGUCCAACAUACUCCAAUCAAAUUAAAGGGCUAUUUAAUGUUUAUAAAGCAGUCCGACAUCAUUUCAAAGAUGCACCUCACAUCUCAGAAGCUCCAGUGUUAAUGCUGAGACCCCGAGCUUGGAAUAUGAUUGAACACAACAUGAUGGUACAAGGAAAGGAGGUUCCAGGUGCUUUGUUUGAUUAUGGUCUGUUGGUGUACCACAAUGGCAAACUACUAUUUGAGAACAAAAGUGGCCCAUUCUUUUAUUUGUCUAAGAUUGAAAGUCACCAUGAAGCAAGACUGUGGAAUGAUAUUUUUGCUUGGACUGAAGAAAAGCUGGGCUUACGACGUGGCAGUAUUAAGGCCACUGUCUUAAUAGAAAAUGUUUUGGCUACAUUUGAGAUGGAUGAAAUACUGUAUGAGCUCCGUGAACACACUCUCGGCCUAAACUGUGGAAUUUGGGAUUACUCUGCAUCUUUUGUCAAUAAGUUUGGUAAUCAUUCAGCAUUUUUGCUUCCUGACCGCAGUAAAUAUGUGAACAUGGAGAAGCCUUUUCUGAGAAGCUACAUGGAAUUACUGGUACAGACAUGCCAUAGACGUGGGGCAUUAGCCACUGGAGGCAUGACGGCUGCAAUACUUCCCAGUGACAAGGGAAGCUCCCAGUACCACAGUAUACUUGAAAAGGUCACCAGGUUAAAGCUUCUGGAAAUCAAGGCGGGUAUUGAUGGGUUUCUAGUGUACGAUCUUGAAUUGAUAAAACCACUGCAAGAGCUUUUCCUACAGCACACAAAUGGAAAAAAUCAAUUAGAUGUUCUGCGGGAAGAUGUGUCUGUAACGCGUACAGAGCUGCUCACCAUGCCUUCAGGUGGUGUCACUCUCCAUGGACUCAAAUAUAACAUAGAAGUGGGCAUCCUGUUUGUGGCAUCAUGGCUUACAGGUAAAGGACAUUUCAUCUAUCAAGGUCAGGUGGAAGAUUCAGCCACUGCAGAGAUCUCCAGAUCUCAGGUUUGGCAGUGGGUUCGUCACCAGGUCACUUUGGAAGAUGACAGCAGGAUGGUAACCCGAGGUCUAAUCCGAGACCUUGUUGAGGAGGGGAUUCGAGUGAAGCUUGUAGAUUUUCUACAGAGUAACACAACCAAAGACAAAGAGCGGCUCAAUACAGCCAUUUCCAUAUUCCUGGAAGUUGUGCAGAAGCGGGACUUCCCAGAGUUCAUUACCACUUAUCUUAACCUGGAGCAUACUUUUCUUGCAAGCACUGCUGAAUAGAAUUUUUUUUUUUUGUAAAAACAAGUUGGCACACCAGAAAAACAAAGCCAGCAGAUGUUCAUAUUUUUCUUCAAGUUGUCCAUGAUGCCGCAGCUCAAUCCUAUCCCACCUUCAGGAGGCACAACACAAGAGCCUGCACUGCACGGGACACUCACACUGGUCACCGCAGAGUCUGCAAACUGAGAGAAAAGCUUUGUUGGCACAGGGAAAACCUGGAAGGGGGGCCGCCGGUGCUUCGGGGGCUUCUGCAAUGCGAUGGCUCCAAUGUUUUGGAAAAAUCAAAACAAAAACAAGCAGCUUUGAGUGAGUGCAUGCGAAGCAAAAUAUGAAAACUAAAUAAAAUGAAUUGAUGAAAAUUCCUGCAGGCAACAUUGUGUGUCUUCUGUC